Messenger RNA from Oldenlandia corymbosa var. corymbosa, 1848 nucleotides. NCBI's taxonomy places the organism in Eukaryota, Viridiplantae, Streptophyta, Magnoliopsida, Gentianales, Rubiaceae. The record is from the annotation of a GenBank genome assembly.
AUGGCCUACGGCCGCGACACCAAAUAUUUUACUAUCAGAAUUCAUCACGGUGGAAAAGUAACAGAUUCUACUCCGUGGGAAUACAUCAGGGGAAAGGUUUCAUACCUUGACUACUGCAAUGCCAAUUAUUUCAACCUUGCACAUCUUAGUGCUGCUAUAGUGGGAUUGAGAUACCAUAGGAAAACUAUUGUUUACAGUUACUACAGGCACCCCAAGAAGCACAACACUGUUGAAUUACUUCCAUUGUUGGAACCUUCGCAUUUAAGAGCCUUACCGGAUUUUGUUGGGGAGUACAGGAUUUUCGAUGUUUAUUGUGAGCAUGUCACUCCUUUUGAAGCUGAUGAAAGGUUGAAAGAAGAUCAGGGCAAGUGUCACCAUAGAGGAGAUUGCUUCAGAGAUACACAUGCCAGUCAGCCUUGUGAAAAAAAAAAUACAACAGUUCAAACAGGGGAUCACCUCAUUGAAUGGAAAGAUGCAGAUCAUGAGUUCCUUGAGCUUCUUGAAAGACCAUUUAGGAAAUCAUUUGGUCGCAGUGAAGUUGAAGCAUCCGGCCAGAUUCCUCAAUCACAGAAGAUUACCGACGGUGAAGGAAAAGUUGAUUCAAUUUCAGUUGCUAGCCAUCCAGCAUCGGGAGUUGCAAAUUACUGUAAAAGUCUUAUUGGCCCCUUUAACCACAAUGGUGUCAUUUUUUCAUCAGGUAGUGGUGUGGUUGCUUUCGCAACGGGGCCAUCUCAAUACCACAACUCGGCAGGGCAGCACGGUAUUCAUUUCCACGCGAAUGUUGCUGAUGAAGAGGUGGUUUCUCCUCGUAACAGAACCAACUAUGGAGCAUGUAACUUCCUUGGGACCAACAGACCUAAUGAAGAUGUUGUAGUUGUAGAUGCAAGUGAUGAUGAUCAUCUUCACGAAGCAGUCCAUGAAGCUGGGCAGUAUGCAACAUGUACUGGUGGCGUUGAUGAGACAAAACGAGUGCGAUACAUUGUUGCAGAAGGUCCUGAGAAGCAUGCUUCUUGUCCGGAAGUUUACCAACGGGUUGAAACAAUUAUUAGGCAUCAUGGGACAGUUGGUGUGGAUUCUCCUGAUAUCGUUUUGCAAACAUGGAUAAUGUGUUCGGAUUGUGCAGAGAUGAACAUUUGUUUGCUUCGUUUGGACAACGAUGCAGAAAGGGACAGUAGUACAUAUGAUCAAUCUGGAUCAUCAACGAACCCUAAGGCUGAGAGUGUUGUUGCUUCACGUGAAGGUCCGCCCUCUGGAGAAACAGUUCCGGCUAAGUCUUCAAAAUCCUCUAAUGGCAGAGUAUACCCCAGACCAAAGCGUGUGUUUAAAGAUAAGGGUCCAGAAGAAGUAACUGACAUGUGGGAGGAUAAUGCCAAUCUAGAACUCCAUAGCGACCCCAUGAAUGAUGAUGAAGCUGCUUCCCAUCAAGGUAGGUACACAAAUUUUAAGAGUACAGAUGGUGUUUCAGAGUUUUGGUUGCAUCAAAAAUUCGAUUCUAAGAAUGACUUUAAGAAUGCCGUCAAAACUUACUCCAUUUUGUCGGGUAGACCGGUGACCAUGUACACAAAUGAUGGUGCCCUUCUAAGGGCAACGUGCAGUGGAGGAUGCAAAUGGUUUGUAUAUGUGAAGAAGAUAAGUCAUGAUGGUUCUAAUUUUUUCGUCGUGCAUCCUAUGAGAGAUAUUCACACAGUUUGCACUCUGGAUAAGAAGAACAAGAAGAAGUGUGUUCAUGAUGAUUUCGACGCUGAAAUUGGAAACUCUGUGGCAUACAAGGCUAGAUCCAUGGCACGGGAAAGUAUUAUAAAAUCCAAUGCAGCAGACCAUUACAAGCUGAUUUUUAAUCACAAAUAG